AGAGAAGUGUUCAGACUAGCAACACAAGAGUGACUUUGCUGAGAUUCCGCUGUGAGCACUUCAACCUGAUCUUUUGGAGACAAAUCUUUGGGAACUUGAGAGGGUAGAGGCAUCACACCCAAUUAUGAAGACCAGCAUCCUGCUCAUGCUUCUUUGCGGGGUAGCCUGUGCUCUCCCAGUAGCCAGGUAUCAAAAUACUGACUCUGAGAGCUCUGAGGAGUGGAAGGGUGAUUUGACUCCAUCACCAGCACUGCCUGUGAACAGUGAGUCAUCAGAAGAAAGUAAAGUUAGCUCAGAGGAACAGGCAAGUGAAGACCCCAGUGACAGCACGGAGACAGAGGAGGACCUGGCCUCUGAUGGUGGUCACUAUGUUUCUAGACCAGCUGCUGGCUUGUCUAGGAGUGCAGGGAAAGAAGGAGAUUAUAAGGAAGAUGAUGAGGAUGAUAGUGGAGAUGACACCUUUGGUGAUGAGGACAAUGGCCUGGGGCCCAAAAAGGGUCGUGAAGGCAGCAUGUCCAGACUGGACAGCGAUGAGGAUUCUGCCAUUACCACACAGUCCAGAGAAGACAGUGUGUCCCCAGAGGACAGCCCCCAGGAUCUGGCCAGCGACAGCAGGGACCUUGACGUUGAGGAUGGAGUGGACAGUGGGAGUGAGGAGCGCUGGGGGGGAGGUGGCAGUGAUGGGGACAGCAGCCAUGGGGAUGGCUCGGAGUUUCACGACGAUGGAAUACAGAGUGAUGACCCAGACAGCACCAGGAGUGAGGGAGGCAGCUCCAGAACGGACAGUGCUGGUGUCAAAUCCACGGAGUCACAAGGGGACAGCAAGCAGGAAGGCACUCAGGAUUCAGGUGACAGACAGUCAGUGGAGUCUCACAGUAGGAAGUUUUUCAGGAAGUCCCGCAUUUCUGGGGAAGACGAUAGAGAUGACUUGGAGGAUAGCAACACAACAGAAGACCUCAGCAGUGACUCCACAGAGAGCACCAACUCCCAAGAGGACAGCCAGGGCCAGUCCAGGGAAGACAGCAAGAGUGACUCUCAGGAGAACACCAGUGAGAGCCAGUCUGAGGAGAAUGGUGAGGACGAGCAGGACACCAGCAGUGAGUCCAGCCAGGAGGGGGACCCCCCAUCCCAGGAGAGCAGUAGUGAGUCCCAGGAAGAGGUGGUAGGUGAGUCCAGGGGUGACAACCCGGAUGUCAUCAGCCAGGAAGACAGCGAGUCCAGUGAGGAGGACAGCUGGAAUACCUUCUCCAGCUCAGAGAGCGAAUCCAGAGAGCAGCAGGCUGACAGUGAGUCCAAUGAGAGCCUCAGGUUCUCAGAGGAAAGUUGGGAGUCCCCUGAAGAUGACAACAGCUCCAGCCAGGAGGGCCUGCAGUCCCAGAGCACGUCCACAGAGAGCCAGAGCCAGAGCCAGGAGAGCCGGUCUAGGGAGGACACUGACAGCGAUUCUCAGGACACCAGCAGGUCAAAAGAAGAUAGCAACUCCACCGAGAGCACAUCCAGCAGCGAGGAGGAUGGCCAGCCCAAAAACAUGGAGGCCGAGAGCAGGAAACUGACCAUGGACAUGUAUCACAACAAACCCAUAGGGGACCAAGAUGACAAUGACUGCCAGGACGGCUACUAGCAUCUGCUGUCCUAAGAAGUGGCUCUCACAGAAAGGGGUCCUGCACUUUGAGAAUAGGGAAAUUAUCAUAACUAUAAUUUAUUGAUAUUUUGAUCACAAAGGAAUUACUGGACAUUGCAGUGGCUCCAAGAGUGCCACCGUUCCACGGAAGUUCAAAUAAUGUGGAGCGACCCCAGGACACACUUCAUGAGCUUGGACGCAAGAGAGAUGUGCCUCACACUCUGCAGCUGAAGUGGUUCUGAGCUCAUUAACCCAAUGGAUGGUUACUGGGGUUCUAUGAUGCACCAGGCACCUUGCGAGGUGCUAGGGAUACCACAAAGCUUCAGACUCACUUCUUGCUCUGGAGGAUCUUCUAGAGAGAUACAGUUAAAAAGGGGUGUAUGGGAGGGCAGCAGGAAUUGUUACGAACUACGUGGUAAAGGCCAUUGGGAAGAUAUGAACAAAGGAUUGGGAGCACAGAAAGGGGUGACCAACUUGGCCUGGACAGUUAGUGAGACACCGUGGAGAAAUCACUGAGUUGGAGGGUGGUGACGGAUUUCUCCUUGGAAGGCAAGAAAAUCCUAUUUACUCUGGGGAGAAAUCAUAGGAAAUCUUACGUGAUUAAACACUUAGUUUAUAAAGGCAAUUGCAAAUUGGCACAAUGAGGUGUUUUGGAUAAGCAAAACUUUUUUUUCCAACUAAUUUACCUUACUUGGUGUUUUCUGUGGAGCUCCCAUGACCACAGCCCCGCUGGUGAUAGUAGGAGGAGUGGGGAGGAGGGAGCGGGGGAGGAAACUCCUCUUCAUGUACCAAAAUGUUAGCAUCGUUUUCUCUGAAAGCAGUUUAUGUGCAAUGCUAGAAAAAAUGUUCUCUGGAUUCUCUUCACAUGUUGCAAAAUUCUGUAUAUAAGAUUCAAUUGAUUUUUGUUAAAUGCCAUUUGAAAUGUUACCUCAACAGAAAAUAUUUGUUUUGUAAUAAAGAUAAUAAUACCCAGAA
Molecule: messenger RNA, 2596 nt
Organism: Chinchilla lanigera (long-tailed chinchilla)
Lineage: Eukaryota; Metazoa; Chordata; Mammalia; Rodentia; Chinchillidae
Gene: Dmp1
Product: dentin matrix acidic phosphoprotein 1
Exons: 6
Coding region: 125-1621 (498 amino acids)
Biological process (GO): extracellular matrix organization; ossification
Cellular component (GO): extracellular matrix
Molecular function (GO): extracellular matrix binding
Source: RefSeq, a predicted model, not a curated record